Molecule: messenger RNA, 1602 nt
Organism: Aspergillus bombycis
Lineage: Eukaryota; Fungi; Ascomycota; Eurotiomycetes; Eurotiales; Aspergillaceae
Exons: 3
Coding region: 1-1602 (533 amino acids)
Source: RefSeq, a predicted model, not a curated record
AUGACCCCAAAGUCUCCCACAACACUUGCGUUCACCUCUUCCGAAAUGGUCUCUCAGGCCCAGAUCCUAGACCGCUCCCUUCCCACGCAGAGUGCUACUUCUUCCGUAUCGCGUCACUCUGGCCGGCGACAUCGCUCGAGCCGCUCCCACCACGGUGGGCUCAUUCACCAACCUCAGAAUGAUUUCCCCAUUUUCACCCACACCGGCGAUGUCGAGAUAGUGAUCCGCGCAAGUGGGCAAGAAAGGCGGUACCUAUUACACCGGUUGAUUUUGGCACAGUGUUCAGGCUUCUUUGACACCAGUACUCGCGAUGAAUGGUCCCGACAGGCUACUACGUCGAGGCCACCCAUCCCCGAUCCUGCGGUGCUAUCCCGAAUUAGCGAAGAUAAUUCAUCUUUGUCGAAUGGUUCCACUCUUGCUCAGUCUGAGACGGGGGCAGUGUUUUCUCCCGAGAAGAGGCGAUGGAGAUUUGAGCUAGACUGGGAAAACAAGGCGGAAGACGAGGAACCAAUCCUAGUUCAGAAGCCCCCAAGCUUCUCUAGCACUUUUGGAAACAACCUGGGGCAGUAUCCUCCGUCGGUGACGAAACCAUCAGGUACACAAGCAGGCUUCGUCCGUUCGAUGGCAAACCUGGCCGGCAUGCAAUCCGUUAUGAACAUACCGCAGACCGAUACGGGAAACGCACCAAUGGAUCCGACGAUUCGCGACUACGAUAAUCUUUUCCGCUUGUUCUAUAAUCAUCCGCCGGCGCUAAACAGCGUCAACAUUGCGACUGCCUACGCCGAAUGCAGGUCUCUUCUUGCGCUAGCCGACAUGUACGAUGCCCUUCCCGUAACGGGACCGCGAGUUGAUCACCACCUCCUCGGAUUUGGGUCCCGGCUCUUCAAGCAAAUCGCGAAAUACCCCCCGAGCUACCUCAAACUGGGUUAUCUUGCGCGCAGUCGCGUCAUCUACUCCGAAGCCCUAAUCCAUGUUGUCGGGCAAUGGCCUGCGGGACUACCGCACUUGCGAAAUGGUGCAUAUUCUCCGCUCCCGGAUACUGUGCUAGAUAUUAUCGAGGAUAAGGUCGAGGAUCUAGAAUAUCUGAAGUCGCGCAUUGACUCCAAACUUUUGCGACUCACGCUCACUACCUCCCGCGGCGAACGUCACCACGCCCCCGCCGGCUCCAAUCCUGAAGAAUUCUUCCUCGACGCCCCGACCACAAGCAGCCACAGCCGUCCCUCCCAGCCCACUGCCCACCGGGGCCAGGACCAUCACUCGGCCGCUUCGAAAGCCGCUACCGCUGCGCCUCUACCCUCCGCACGGGUCUACCGCCUGAUUGGCUCGGCCUCUACUCAGGCUUAUCUGCCUCAUGAUGAACUGAAGAAGUUUCUCAAAGUGCACCCGACCCCUUCGUCGGACUCUUUAUACUCUCGAGAUGUUUUCAAACGUUUUGAGCGCAAGAUGGACGAACUCAAACGACUAGCUCGCGAAAUCGUUAGGCCAUUAAUGAGGAAUUUCCUCGAGCUAGACCUCAAAGGCGGCGAACUGGACACCAGCUCCGGUGGCCUUCCCCAUUUAACCUGCAUCAAAAUCGAAGACGAAGACAUUCCAUGGGAUUAA